This is a messenger RNA of Pseudozyma hubeiensis SY62, 3123 nucleotides long. RefSeq lists its product as hypothetical. Gene Ontology annotation, cellular component: Golgi membrane; plasma membrane; endoplasmic reticulum. The transcript has a single exon. Gene Ontology annotation, molecular function: ATP hydrolysis activity; ATP binding; P-type calcium transporter activity. Bases 1 to 3123 code for a protein of 1040 amino acids. The record is from RefSeq and is a predicted model, not a curated record. Gene Ontology annotation, biological process: calcium ion transmembrane transport; manganese ion transport; intracellular calcium ion homeostasis. Lineage: Eukaryota; Fungi; Basidiomycota; Ustilaginomycetes; Ustilaginales; Ustilaginaceae.
AUGGCUGCCGCCAACCGGUACCGCUCUGUACCCACAUCGGAAUACGACAUACAAACAGCGCCAAUACCACCGUCCACAUCGCAACUACCACCACCAGAUCAGUUUGCGUUCAGCACCACGCUCCGCAAGGCAAACCCGGACGAGCCUUACGUCGGCGCUGCAUCAGGUCACAUCGCAUACCCACCGCAUCGUGCCACGGGUCACAAGCCAAACGCAUCGGACGCUUCCUUUCGUCCAGCAGCAUCGAUCGACCUUCACCACUCUUCAGCGCCCUCGUCGAGCGUCUCAGCAUCAGCUCACUACACACACCUCUCGGUGCAGCAAUGUCUCGAGAGCUUGCACUGUCCCUCGCUCGACACCGGUCUCUCACCGCUCCUGGUCCACGAGGCGCGUAGAGAGGCGGGCGGAUACAACGAGUUCGCCGUCCGUGCAGGAGACGAGCCCUGGAAAAAGUUCCUCGCGCAGUUCCAAGAGCCGCUCAUCCUCCUGCUCCUCGGCAGUGCUGCAGUCAGCUUGCUCAUCGGCCAGAUCGAUGACGCCGUCAGCAUCACCAUCGCCAUCGUCAUCGUCAUCAGCGUCGCUUUCUACCAGGAGCAAAAGUCUGAAAAGUCGCUCGAGGCGCUCAACAAGCUGGUGCCUCACUACUGCCACCUCGUCCGUGAUGGCGUCAACUCAAGCGUGCUCGCCAACGAGCUGGUUCCCGGCGACGUGGUCACGUUCAGCACCGGUGAUAGGAUACCAGCCGAUGUGAGGAUCUGCGAAUGUGUCUCGCUCGAGGUGGACGAGAGCACUUUGACAGGGGAGAUCAAGCCCAGACGAAAGCAUGCGGAUAUAGUGCCUCGAGCAGCAGGCGAAACUGCCGCAAAUGGCAGUGCCAACGGGUCCAACGCCAAUGGACACGCGGCCGCCAACGGCACCCAUGACGAUGUCGCACACUCCACAACAUCCAUCAACGAACGCGAGAACAUCGCCUUCAUGGGUACUCUGGUCAAGUCCGGUCACGGCAAAGGCAUCGUCGUCGGCAUCGGUGCCACCACCGAGUUUGGCAUGAUCUUCAGCAUGGUCGAUGAAGUCGUCGAAAAGCGCACCCCACUCCAGCUCAGCAUGGACGAGCUCGCCAAGAAGCUCAGCAUCAUCAGCUUUGCCGUCAUCGCCGUCAUCUGUCUCAUGGGUGUAUGGCAACGACGACCGUGGCUCGAGAUGUUCACCAUCGGCGUUUCGCUCGCCGUCGCUGCCAUCCCAGAAGGCCUCCCCAUCGUCGUCACCGUCACGCUCGCGCUGGGUGUACUGCGCAUGUCACAUCGCAAGGCCAUCGUCAAGAAGCUUCCCUCUGUCGAGACGCUCGGUUCGGUCUCAGUCGUCUGCUCAGACAAGACGGGCACGCUGACGACCAACGAAAUGACGGUCACAAAAUGCUGGACCGCCGAGGACGACAUUGUCGAUGUGGCUCAGCACAUGUCUCACAGGCACACGCAAGCGCUUUCGAGGCUGCUGCUAACAGGGAACCUGUGCAACAACUCGCACAGGAACGAGCUGGGCACCAACGUGGGGCAAGCGACCGACGUCGCCUUGGUCAACAUCCUCAAGGUGUUUGGAUUGGAAGACCAAAGACCCUACUUCAAGCGGAGCUCGGAGGUCGCUUUCGAUUCAGAGAGCAAGUUCAUGGCGGUGACUGGCGUGCUGAGCACAACAGGUGCUGGCACAGCUGAAGCAGUGUACGUCAAGGGUGCUUUCGAGGUGGUGCUGGCCAAGAGCAGUACAGUGUUGGGCGCAGACGGAUCGCCGCAACGACUGGACGAAGCGUCGAGAGGGCGGAUAACGCAAGCAGCCGAGAAGCUUUCGAGCCAAGGGUUGCGUGUGGUGGGAUUUGCAUCAGGUUCGAGCGGCAGUCUGGAACAGCGCACAUUGACCUUUUCGGGUCUGCAAGCCAUGCAAGAUCCUCCACGACCUGGAGUCAAGGAAGCCAUCGCUUCGCUUGCACGUGGCGGUGUCCAAGUGGUCAUGAUCACCGGCGACUCGGAGGUCACUGCUGUAGCCAUGGCCAAGCAGCUCGGAAUUUUGUCAUCCUCCGCUUCGUCGACAUCAUCCGUCCUGACCGGGCGUCAGAUUGAUGCGCUGACCGAACGGCAGUUGCAGGAACGCAUCCCCUCGAUCUCAGUGUUCGCACGCACUACACCUCGGCACAAGAUGUCGAUCAUCUCGGCGCUGCAAUCCAGCGGUGCCGUUGUAGCCAUGACGGGAGACGGUGUGAACGAUGCACCUGCGCUCAAGAUGGCCGACAUCGGAAUCAGUAUGGGCAGAGGAGGCACGGAUGUAGCCAAAGAAGCGGCGGACGUGAUUCUGGUCGACGACAACUUUGCCACCAUCCUCGCGGCUGUCGAAGAAGGUAAAGGGAUCUUUUACAACAUCCAAAACUUCCUCUCGUUCCAGCUGUCCACUGCGGUUGCAGCGUUGACGUUGAUCACCUUGAGUACAGCGUUUCGACUCAAGUUGCCUCUCAAUGCGAUGCAGAUCCUCUUCAUCAACAUCCUCAUGGAUGGACCGCCGAGCCAGAGCUUAGGUGUGGAUCCGGUGGACAGGAAGAGCGUCAUGUCACGACCGCCGCGUGCCAAGAAUGCUCCGGUGCUCAACAAAAGGCUUCUGUACCGCAUCGCAUUCAGCGCAACAAUGGUGGUGUUGGGAACGCUGUACAUCUACAUCCACGAGCUCGUUCCCGUCGACAUCGAAGUGCCCACCUCACCCGACGGCAUACACACGUUCGAGAUGAAGCCAGGUGCGAGGAUAGCAGAUCAAAGGGAUUCGACGAUGACGUUCACCUGCUUCGUGUUUUUGGAUCUGGUAUCUGCGGUUCAGAAUCGUGGAUUGUAUACUCCGAUCGGAGCGAAUAGGAUGUUGGGUUUAACGGUGAGCAUCUCGUUGGUGGCUCAGUUGGCGAUGGUGUACUUCCCACCGCUGCAGGGAGUUUUCCAGACGACGGGGUUGGCGUUGGCGGACUUGGUGUUUUUGGCGAUGAUCGCGGGCGUCAGCUUUGGACUGCACGAGGUGAGGAGGACGUGGGAGAGGAGGGUGGCGGAUGAGGAGGUGAAGGAGUUAGUGUCGAGUGGCGCUGGCGAGUGGGCUUAG